AUGAACGAGAAUCAGCAAAAUAUCAAUAGCACGAAGAACAAGUCAAUUGGUACAAAGUUGCAAAGUAUCAAAUUACCUGGCUUCAUUGCUUGGAUUCCGCCCGUUGUGAAAGAUUGGAGUAAGCUGAAACCCGUUCUCAGGAGCGCACUUGCAGCAUGGAUUUGUAUGGUUUUCAUGUUAAUCGACCCGGUAGAGAAAAUGCUGGGAAACGCAAGCUUUUUAAUCUUGAUCGGAAUAUUUAUUCAACCUGCCGAAUUACCCGUCGUUGCGGUGAUCGAAAGAGAGUUCUUCACUCUUUUGCUUACAAGUACAUGCUGGGCAUACGCAAAUCUGGCGAUCUUGUUCGCACAUUUGGCACGAAAACGCCGUCUUUCUCCAGCAGAAACCGAUAUCAGAUUGGUAUUCACGGGAGAAUAUAUUGAAACAGCUCCAAGUGCUAUUUGUACGGCAUUUUUGGCCGUUGGUGUUGCUCUUACUCUUUACCUCAAAGUCAAAUUCGGUCCUAGCCCUUUCAUCUUUGCAACGAUUUUAGGAUGCAUUUGCUUGGAUAUCGUUUUGGUUUAUGCACCACUUUAUCCUUAUCCUCAAUAUAUCUUAGGACGUACAAUCAUGGUGCCGCUUGCUGUCAAGGCCGGAAUCGUCAUUUUGGUUUCUCUGGUGUUCUUCCCCAAAUCGGUGAAUUCCGCCUUCGUUGAAAGGCUGUUGAACGUGUUACGCCCUCUGGAGGGUAGCAGUGAACAAUUACGUCAAGAAAUGAAAAAUUCGGCUUUAGAUCCAACGUUCAACUUUGAACUUUAUAAGGAUAAAGUCUUGGCAGCUGAAGCAGGUUUGUUACCUUUGCAAGGACAAGCACGUCUUCUCUUACGUGAAUUGAGCUUUUCGUUGGCUUCGGGAGAAGAUUUACAGACGCUCGUGCUUUCUGCUAGGAGAUUGUUAGCACCAGCAGAUGGGAUUGCAUUCUACUUCAGUCUUGUCUAUUCGGAUGUGAGGGGAAUGGAUAUCAAGAAUCAUCCUCGAAUGCCGCAAUUCAUCACUCCAGGUCAAACAAGACCAUCAACCCCGAUUCAAACAAGACCGACCACGCCGAUACAAUCUAAGCCCGGCACGCCAUUUGAUUCACGGCCCAGCACGCCUCAACUUGAAGAAUCAGCUAUGUCAAAAGAUGCUAUCGACAAUACAUCUUCUCACGAUAGCUCUUAUCGUGGGGGAGGAGUAGGAUCUACAAGACCUCGACAUCGAUUCCCCAGUAAACUCAGUGCAGGCUUGAUACAUCCAACUCCGCAAAGACACAGUUUUGAAUUGCGUAAACGGCUUCACGAGCUUACCCAUCCACAUCACCAUAAGCAUGCACCGAUCGAAGUUGGAUUAUGGGAAUCUAUACGGUAUACAGCAUUUGAAUCGCAAUUCCAUGGUCGAGAGAACGAUCAUAUUAGUGAAAUGUGUAUGCGCAUUUUGGCAGAAGCGAGUGAGGACUUGCUCGUUCAACAAGGAAAGGUGUAUGCCGAUAUUCGAAAUUGGCUUCAAAAGUUGAAUGGCGAACGGACUUCAAUGCUUGUCAAAUUGUGCACGUUCAGAUCUACAAAAUUGAACUCGACACUUUUGCAAAACAAGGAUGGAUCUCCGAGAUUGAUAUCUGAUACAAUUGCAGAAUUGGAAGCAGAGAUUGAAAAGUUCAAAAAGCGAAAGCAAAGAAUAAUUGAACCUUUCCGAGCAAGUGUUGAUGCAAAUGUGGAAGGUGAUAAACUUCCUCAUCGAUAUUUGUUCCAAUCUUUGACCUUUUGUCACUUUCAAGUCGUUUAUUCGCAAAGGUUGAUUGAAUUUUUACGCAAAUUGGAAAAUAUCGAGAAACGUAGGAAGGCAUUCCACUUUUGGUUCCCAAAACCGCCUUCUUUGUUCCGUGUGGAUGCGUGGAGUACACAUGAAGCUCACGGUGAAGGAGAACAUGAUGAAGAUCCGGAUGAAGUGCCAGGAAUGAUUUCGAGCCUUGGACAAACGAAAGCGCGCGAUCCAGAUGCUAUGGAUUCGGAUAGUCGAUUGCAAGAAUUAGGAAUCAAAUUAUCAAGUUAUUUACAUACCAUUCACAAAGGCAAUUCUUUAUUCAUGAUCAAAGUUGCCGUAACAACCGUCUUGGUCGCUUUACCGUCCAUUUUACGAUCUUCUGCCGGUUGGGCUUACAAGAAUAAAGCGAUUUGGGUGAUCAUCAUGUCACAAUUGUGUGCCGCUCGUCAUCGAGGAGAAGUUCUUUUUGGUUUCUUCUCACGUGUUAUUGCAACAUUUUUAGGUGCGAUUGGCGGUUUGAUCAUUUGGUAUAUCGCUUCAGGAUCAGGAGUUGCAAAUCCGUUUGCAUUAGCAGUUGUAACGGCGAUUGCAUUCCCGAUCGUAAUGAUGGGUCGUAUUCAUUUCCCCGGACCGCCGAUCACGCCUAUCAUUACAUGUGUUACCGUUGCAUUGAUCGUUGGCUAUUCUUGGAUGGAUUCUCAUAAUCCAACACCUGGAAGUCCUGGAAUCGGAUGGGAAAUCGGAUGGAGAAGGUUUAUUGAAGUUAUUAUCGGAGCAGCAGCAGCUUAUAUAAUGUCAAUCUUACCGCCAACCAGUAGUAUGCGAACGUAUUUCCGUUUGAGUCAUGCUACGAUUAUUCGAGAAACUGGAGGGUUGUUCUGUGAGAAUAUUUAUCUGGCGGCAACACCCGGACAACAUGAUACAAAAGACGUUUUGGAUAAGCUACUAGCCGUUCGCAGUAAAAUUCGUCGUCUUUCGGUGUUGAAGGGAUCGAUUAGCUUUGAAUGGUCUUUACGCGGUAAAUGGCCAAUUCAUAGAUAUGAACAUCUUGAACGAAUAGAAUUACGAAUUUUACGUUUAUUGACGCAUGCGAUCACGAUUUAUGAAUCGUUAGGACCUGCUUACUCUCGUGCGCUACUCAAACGAACUCGAUUUUUGGAUCCUACUUUUUUGGCGGAUUGUAUUGCCGUGCUUUCGAUGUGUACGACAUCCCUUUCAACCGGUCAACCAUUACCGCAAAUCGCACCAGUCUUGAUCGAUCGUUAUAUGUGUAAACCGAUGGGAUUCAAAAUUCGUUCACAUGAAGUGACAGAUACGCCUGAUGAAACUUUGGAUGACAUUAUGGAAUCUUUACCUGCAACAGUCACAUUUGAAACUCUUCUUGAUGAAAAAUAUCAAACUUUCGCUGUUGGUGCUUCUGUUGCUUUUGGAAUUACGGUUCAUUUGGAUAGGCUUUGUGUGGCUGUAAAAAGUCUCGUAGGGGAAACAUACGCCGUUCCUGCCGACCUACAAACUUAUCAUCCUUUCUCUUCUGCAGUUAAGCAUUGA
This is a messenger RNA of Meira miltonrushii, 3327 nucleotides long. RefSeq lists its product as uncharacterized. The transcript has a single exon. The record is from RefSeq and is a predicted model, not a curated record. Bases 1 to 3327 code for a protein of 1108 amino acids. Lineage: Eukaryota; Fungi; Basidiomycota; Exobasidiomycetes; Exobasidiales; Brachybasidiaceae.